CGGCGGACAUUGCCGAAGUAGUGCCUGGAACAUCGAACUCUAAUUGGUUGAAAAAGCUCAGUGCUUGUUAGUAAUUGCAGCAGCUUUGUACCACUCCGGGAGAGAUCUCUGGCGUCGUGUGGCCGAUUUCAGGAACAACUAAUAUCCAUUACCACAGCGUAAUUUUUAGAAAUGGCUAGUUCUGAUGUCGAUCCGGUUUCUGCCCCUAGUCAAGCGGGGAUUCGACAGAGUUUGGAUGAUUUUUUAGUAUUUCUUUACAACCGCGAUACUGGUGAGGUGUGUGGACGAACUGGUAAAAGCUGGGCUUUGAUCACCAUCUUCUAUGUAAUAUUCUAUGGAUUUCUUGCUGGUUUCUUUACUGCCACGAUUGCUGUCUUUUAUACUACAGUAGAUGCUCAAUUUCCAAAACUUCAAGGAAAAUCUAGUCUUCUUAAGGGGAGUCCAGGUUUGGGAUAUCGACCAAGACCUAACUAUGAAUCAACCCUCAUCCGAUUUACUAAAGGGGAUGAAAGCAUGAAACCAUAUGUUGAGAACAUUAAGGAUUUUCUUCAGCAAUAUAAUGCAUCUAAAUACGAUUUAGAUUAUGAAAACUGUAAUGCUAUUAGUGGUGAAAGGGAGACAAACAAAGACAAACCCUGUCUGUUUGAUCCUCACUCCUUGAAUGCCCCUUGCUUAGCUGAGCCAGAUUAUGGUUACAGGUCAGGCACCCCUUGUGUUCUUCUUAAACUGAACAAGAUCUACGACUGGAUUCCAGAGCCAUUUGGCAAUGACUCAGUGCCAGAAGAUGCUCGUGACAACUGGGAUAGUUCUUACAUUACUGUAACUUGUCGCGGUGAAAGAUCCACAGACAGGGAAAAUAUUCGUGAUAUCAACUAUUUUCCGAAAUAUGGCUUCCCAAUCAAAUACUUCCCCUACCUCAACCAAAAGGGCUAUCAUGCUCCCAUCGUAAUUGUUGAGUUGAAAGUUAAACGUGGAAUAUUACUGAUGAUUGAAUGUAGAGCUCAUGCCCAAAAUAUCGUUGUUGAUCGAUUAGAAAGGCAGGGUGCUGUUCAUUUUGAACUUCUUAUUGAUUAAGUUGGUCCAUUAAAAAAAAAAAUAAAUAAAUAAAGUAAUAAUAAUAAUAAAAAGAAAGUUAAAAAAAAGCCACCGAUAAAAACCACUUCAAAAAA
This is a messenger RNA of Octopus sinensis (East Asian common octopus), 1169 nucleotides long. Its product is annotated as sodium/potassium-transporting ATPase subunit beta-1. NCBI's taxonomy places the organism in Eukaryota, Metazoa, Mollusca, Cephalopoda, Octopoda, Octopodidae. The transcript is spliced from 6 exons. The coding region runs from base 172 to 1074 and encodes 300 amino acids. The record is from RefSeq and is a predicted model, not a curated record. Gene Ontology annotation, molecular function: ATPase activator activity. Gene Ontology annotation, biological process: potassium ion import across plasma membrane; intracellular potassium ion homeostasis; intracellular sodium ion homeostasis. Gene Ontology annotation, cellular component: sodium:potassium-exchanging ATPase complex.